Anoplopoma fimbria (sablefish) is the source of this 9825-nucleotide messenger RNA. RefSeq names its product serine/threonine-protein kinase WNK1-like. The transcript is spliced from 28 exons. The coding region runs from base 716 to 6565 and encodes 1949 amino acids. Gene Ontology annotation, biological process: intracellular signal transduction; monoatomic ion homeostasis; positive regulation of sodium ion transmembrane transporter activity. Gene Ontology annotation, molecular function: ATP binding; potassium channel inhibitor activity; protein serine/threonine kinase activity. The record is from RefSeq and is a predicted model, not a curated record. Gene Ontology annotation, cellular component: cytoplasm; cytosol. NCBI's taxonomy places the organism in Eukaryota, Metazoa, Chordata, Actinopteri, Perciformes, Anoplopomatidae.
GUCACGAUUCACCGGCGCAGGCGCUUUCGGAAAAACCCGUUUCUUCUUCAAUAUGUAGCAACUGCGCCGCUAGAAAGUGAGCUCACAAACCGCAACUUUGAAACCUAGUAAAGGGUCAUUUAUCCGCCUGACAUUUAGGGACAGUGUACAUUUAUUCUCCUUCAUAUAUGCGAGGAGGGAUUAACGGACCGGGGACGGUUUCAGCGCCGGUGACCAUCAGUCGUGUGCGGAGGAUACGACGCGGAGUGAAACAGGACUGGAGCACAUUCCGAGUGUUUGGCCUUCUUGCCUUUACGUGCAGUAGGAAGUUUGGUGCCUUUUGUGGGCUGUGCAUGUUUCUUCCUCGCCAGUGAUUCCUUAUGCUUGAAAGAAGCUGCACCCUGUGUCUUACAGGAUGGAUGGUGUGGACCUAAAGAGACUUGUGUAUCAACCUCAACACUCUGUGUUCUGCUGUGGUGUUCUCUCUUUUACCAAUUACAAGAGAACACCUCCCAUCCAGCACCUCCAAUCUCUGCAGUAUAUAUAUAAAGACCGUCUUUGAUUAUUAAAAAAGAUAGCUGGAGAUAGAAGUUGUAAGACUUUCUAUCUUUUUUUCCUUUCUUUUUAAAGCACAGAUCAAUACUGCUAACAUAAGCCUAUAUGGCCGACAUGGAAGUCUCCUUAUUUUAAUUUUUUUCAGUUAGUGUACCCCCUUACGCUUUGUGUGGGUGGUGGGAUGUCGGAAAAGCCAGACGACAAAAUGGUGAAGUACCUGGCUCCCCCUCAGAAGAGUGGAAAUGGCCCCAGUUCAGAUUCGAUGGUGAGUGAGUGCCGGCCGACAGAAGUUCGACGUCGGCAUCACACCAUGGAGCGUGAUCGAUGUAACCCUGAACACCGUUUCUUGCGCCGCAGUGUCAUCAGUGAUUCUAAUGCCACAGCAUUGGCCCUCCCUUUACCCAGCAAGAUCCCCAUACCUGCACCUCAACGGGUUCAGCAACGAGAAGCCGUCCCCCAGCGGCAACUGGUGGCUCCUGCUGCUCGUUUGCCGCGGGCUGAACCAAGUUUAGCUCAAGAUCAAGAGUCUGCUGAAAGUGGAAAAGGAGGAGAACAAGGAAAAGAAAUAACCAAGGUGGAUGUAGUGCCUUCAGAGCAGGAGCCUGCCAUUGUACAAGAUACCGCUGAUGGAGAGGUGGUUAUAGCAGCAUUCUCCACACCAGGCUUAGGAACAGAAUUGCCAAGUCAAACAGAACCUGAAAGCACCACUGAAGUGAAGGUACAUCAUGAAGAAGAGGGGGAAGAAGAGGAUAAGGAGACUGCCAAGGCACGAGCAGAGGCAGAGCAGAGAGAAGCUGAGAAAAAAGUGCAGGAUGACAUUGAAGAGGCAGAAACCAAAGCAGUGGGAACAUCACCAGAUGGGCGUUUCCUAAAGUUCGAUAUAGAAAUUGGACGUGGCUCCUUCAAGACUGUCUACAAAGGCCUGGACACGGAGACCACCGUUGAGGUGGCUUGGUGUGAGCUGCAGGAUCGUAAGCUGUCAAAAACAGAGCGGCAGCGCUUUAAGGAGGAAGCAGGGAUGUUAAAGGGACUACAGCAUCCCAACAUUGUCCGCUUUUACGACUCCUGGGAGGGACCCUCCAAAGGCAGGAAGUGCAUUGUUCUGGUCACUGAACUCAUGACUUCUGGCACACUCAAAACAUAUCUGAAACGGUUCAAGGUGAUGAAAAUUAAAGUGCUGCGAAGCUGGUGUAGACAAAUCCUCAAAGGGCUCCACUUCCUUCAUACUCGGGCUCCCCCCAUCAUCCACAGGGACCUUAAGUGCGACAAUAUUUUCAUCACAGGCCCGACAGGAUCCGUCAAGAUUGGAGACUUGGGACUGGCCACACUGAAGCGAGCAUCAUUUGCCAAGAGUGUUAUAGGUACCCCUGAGUUCAUGGCGCCUGAGAUGUAUGAGGAGAAGUACGACGAGUCAGUGGAUGUGUAUGCCUUUGGAAUGUGCAUGCUGGAGAUGGCCACCUCAGAGUACCCUUACUCAGAGUGCCAGAAUGCUGCACAGAUCUACCGCAGAGUUACCAGCGGGGUGAAGCCGGCCAGCUUCGACAAGGUUGCCAUUCCUGAAGUGAAGGAGAUCAUCGAGGGAUGUAUUCGCCAGAACAAGGACGAAAGGUACUCGAUCAAGGACCUCCUGAACCAUGCCUUCUUCCAGGAGGACACAGGGCUGCGUGUGGAGUUGGCAGAAGAAGACGAUGGAGAGAUGGAGGCUAUUAAGCUGUGGCUGCGAAUUGAGGAUGUCAAGAAACUCAAGGGAAAGUACAAAGACAACGAAGCUAUUGAGUUUUCUUUUGACCUCAACAAAGACGUCCCAGAGGACGUGGCUCAGGAAAUGGUUGAGUCUGGUUAUGUGUGCGAUGGUGACCACAAGACCAUUGCAAAGGCCAUAAAGGACAGGGUGUCUUUAAUCAGUCGCAAGAGAGCACAGAGGCAGCAGGUGCGAGAAGAUCAAGAGAAGAGAAGGCUAGAAGAAGAACAGCAGAGUCAGUUACCUCCAGCACAGCAACCAUGCCAACCGCCAAGCAUGGAGGUGCCUCAGUCCCACCCAGUGACGCAGCCUGCUCCGUAUGUCCCUCCACAACCAAGCCAACACGGCACACAAAUGUCUGCCCAACCUGCAUCCCAGCAGAGCUCUAUCUAUAACACUCCUCAGUCAACCCAACUGGCCGGCAUGGCACAAGGCAAUCCUUACAUCCCUCAGUCAACUGGGCAAGUCCCAGUUCCAGUUCAGGGUCAGAGUGUGGCCAUCAUCCAGCCAGAGUCAGAGGAGCCUGAGAUCGACCAGCACCAACAACUACAGCACUCUGGAGGAGCCAAUCUCAUGGGAGACACCAUCCGUCCUGAGGUCCAGCCUCCUCAGUCUGGAAUAUCCUACAGCUCCCCUCCCAGUCAGCACCUUCAGCCCCAGGUUUCACUACCACAGACACAAAAUGACCAAACGCAACAGCAGCAGAUGUCAGUGGUUCAACCCCAGAUGCAAGGUGUCCAGCCUGAAGUUGUUUCUAUUCUGCCGGGCAGCCAGUCUGUUCCAGGGGCACCUCCACAGUACGGAGUUUACUACCAACCAACGCUUCCCCCUCAGAUUCCUACCCAGCAAGUGAUGAUACCCUCAUCUCUGCAAUCGUCUUCCCCCCAACAGCAACAGCAACAGCCAGAGAGCAGCUCUACUCCUCAGAGCGCCACUCUUCAACAGGCGCAGACCGGAGCUCAGCAGCUACAGGCCCCUGUGAGUUUUCCUCAGUCAGCUCCAACUGAGCCGCCAGGAUCAUCUGUGCUGGUGCCACCAUCUGUAGAAGGCUGCCUGUCGGAUGCAGCUUCAGGUCUUAGUGACGGCAAUGAUGGAAGCUCUACAUCAGGAGGUCGCCAUGAGGGGCGUUCAAUGAAACGUCACCAGCGGAGAUCUGUACGCAGCCGCUCCCGCCACGAGAAGACUGCUAAGGCCAAGCUCAACGUUCUCAGUAUCUCUAAUGUGGGAGACAGAGUAGCAGAAUGCCAGCUGGAAACUCAUAACAGGAAGAUGGUGACCUUCAAAUUUGACCUCGAUGGUGAUAAUCCAGAGGAGAUUGCACAGAUCAUGGUUGAAAGUGAAUUCAUCUUGGAAAGUGAGCGGGAGUCCUUCGUUGAUCAGGUCCGUGAAGUCAUAGAAAUGGCUGAUGAGAAAGGAGAGGGCAUGAAGGAAGGCUUUCCUCAGAUGAGUGAUCACCAACAAAAGCCUGAGCUGUCUGUUCCCAUGCUGCCAGGAAUUUCCCCCAGCACUACAGCGCAGGUGGUGCAUUCAGCAGGACGAAGGUUCAUAGUCAGCCCAGUGCCAGAGUCUCGUCUUAAAGACCAGUUUUUUGGUGGUUCUUCUACCAAUACCUCCUUUGGAGAUGAGCCAGCUCCUUUUCUGCCACUAGGCCUUUCUCUGUCUGCCCCAUCUGGGACUCUUCAGCAGGCUUUCAGUAAAAUGAAGCAUGCGCGUAUAGAGAGAUGCAGCACCAUUGAUCCCCCUGCGGCUGAGCAUGAACCAGGCAGCGUCCUGGCCACUGAGGCUGGACUCGGCCAAAACUCUAACAAUAACAUGGCUCCUCCAGAAGCCGUAGCUUCCACUGCUAGCAUUACUUUUCCUGGCGUCGCAUCUACUGGCACAUCCUCACCACCUCCCUCAACUGGGAGGGUUUCCCCUCCACCUACAUCCACUCAGUCCCAAACUCCAGCUCCUGUCACCAGUGAUCCCAGUCCACCUUCUCAGUCAUCCCAUGAAGCAGCCCCCUCACAGCUUCCACCAGCUGCCAACAUCCCACCAGCAGCUUCCACCAUUUCCUCCCCAUCAGUGCAGAUCUCCGUCCCCGCAGUACCCGGGCCUCAGCAGAGCAGUAAUUCUGUCUCUGUCUCUCCUGUUGUGAGUGUUGGAUCCAGUGGUUCUGGCACUGGUACUAGCACGGUCCCCGCUUCAGAGCAGCAGCCUUUAAAUGGUGCUGUUCCGUCCUCUCAGCCUGUGAAUUCGUCCAUCCAUCCACCACAGCACACAACCUCCCAGUCUCAGCCUGUCCCGAUUUCUGCUCAGCCCCCUGUUCCCACCUCGUUACCCAGUCAGAGCCAAGUCCAGCCACUGCCAGUGGAGUCAGAAGACAAGACCGCUGGCAGAGAUGAUAUCCAGGCUCUAGAUAAGAAGCUACGGUCCCUCUUUAAAGAUCAGAGCUCUGCAUCAGUGGAUCAGAACACAGGCACUUCUUCUCCUCCCACUGGGACUUCUUCUCCUCCACCCGGAGCUGCCCUGGUGCCCCCAUCUAACCUUCCCCUCACUACCGGUGUGCAGGCUGUCCUGGGCACAACAACCACCCCAGGACAGGGUAUUACCCCGGCAGGACAGACCCCUCCAACCAAGCCUCGGGCACAGACUUUACCUACUGGUUUUGAUCAAACUGCUACGCCUCCCUCUGAACUUGUGCCCCCAUUUCCUGGACCAAAUCAGUUAAAGCAACCUCUGGGUAGUUUGGAUGCCCAGUUGAGGAGAGCUCUGAGCCCAGAGACGGUUCAGGAAGAAAAUAGAGUCCAGCCUCCAGCAGCAGGUUUCACUCUGGGACGUUUCCAAGUGUCUGUUGCUACUGAUGGUGUGUCCAGCAGCGUUCCAGAUCCCUCGAGCAUCGUUUCCUCUUCUUCCCUCACGCCGUCUUCUAGCUCCUCCUCCUCUUCUUCCUCCUCCCCCUCAAGUCCAGAAAAUACCCUCCACCGGUCAUCUUCUCUGUCCAAAGGAUUUUGUGAGGCUGACUCUAUAAAUGGAGCACCCUCUCUCCCUGCUGCCCCUGCUGGUCAGCCGACCACUAUUGGGCGCUUCCAAGUGUCCACGAGCGCCAACGCCACAUCUGGGCCAACCACUGGCUCUAAAGUGGGGCGCUUUUCCGUAACAGUGACCCCAGCUCCAGCAGCAGGAUCCAGUCCAACACAUGGUUCCAGUAUGCAGAAUGGGCCCUCAUCCUCAACGUCUGACCCUCAUAAUGCACACACCCAUUACAGUAGUGACAAUGACGACGACUCUGAGACUGAGGAUGAGGCUUUGCAGAAAGAAAUCAGCCGUCUUAGAGAGAAACAUAUGACGGAGAUCCAGACAUUGCAGAGUCGUCAGAAAGAGGAGAUAGAGGCCCUGUUCACGCAGAUGGGAAAACCUCCUCCUACUGCUAUCUUCUCCCCGGCUGUGGCAAUGGCUGGAGGUCGACGAAGGCUAAAAAGCAAGAGCCACAAAUCUACUCGCAGUAGUGGACAACCCAGUCCCAAAAACUCUGGAUCCCCAGCCUCAGCUCAGAGUCUUCAUGGUUCAGAGUCUCCUCCAAAGCAAAGUUCACCCUCAGCAACAGAGGCCUCAGAAACAACAGAGGCAUCACAAGCCCUUAACAGGUCAUCCAUAAAGCAGCUUAGAGCCUCUCCAUCCAUGCCCAGCCUCAGUAGUUGCUCCACAGGAUCAAGUGGGACCAGCUCCUCAAAUGGUUCAGGCCACUGCCAGAACCAAUCUACUACUUUGACCCAGGCAACUGGACCCACUCCUCUUUCCUCCCACACACAGAAGGGCAAGGGCACCUUCACUGAUGACCUGCACCAACUGGUGGAUAACUGGGCCAGGGACGCCAUCAGCCACUCCCAGUGCAAGAAAGGACCUAAAACCGGAGCACUAGUGCCGCUGGGACAUGAUAUUAUCCCUCCAGCCAACAUGGGCCGGAAAUUCUCAGCUCCAGGCUUCCUCUGCCCAAUACUUCCCACGACUUCUAGCACCACAUCCACCACAUCGACUCAUCUCCCCAACCCAGCCAAUCCCUCUGUCCCUUUGGGGCCUCGUAAAGGCUCUCUGGGUCCAGCCGCACAGGGGUUUGGAUACACCUCAGCCUCAUACAGUGCUCCUCAGUGGGCAGGACCCACAGGUACAUGCCAGGUCAGCAUGCUCAACCCGGCACAGCCAAUAACGCAGUACCAGCCGCCUGCGACAGCCACAGGCUAUCACAUGGGAACCACGCCAGCCAGCCAGAGUUCAGUCAGCCCCGGAGGGUCCAACCUGAGGCCUACGUAGCCCAGUUGUAGCCCUAGUCCACGCUUAGACGGAGGACCGCACAGGGCAGACAGUUGUUGAACGAGAACCACUAGCUCGCUUUGCAGUCGGCUGGAAAACUGGCUGGAUAUAGUGCUUUUUUUAUUUUUAUUUCAACUUUUAUUAUUAGGUGUUUCGUUUCUGUAAAAGAGUUGACCUGUGUGGUUCACGUCCUCUCAGGCAGAAAGAAAUCUGUCCGGCAAUUGGAGGGAGAGUGCAAUACACAUCCACAGCACAAGAGUCUCACACUUAGCCUGCCAUUGGCUGUGGAAUUGAUCUGUGACGAGUCGGUGGGGCGUGUCUGGUGAUGUAAUGACCCAAAGGCGUAACCAACAGCAGCCAAAGAUGUCUCUUGAAAGCAGACGUUGCAAUGUCGUCAUUCCUUUGAAGAGGAGAAGGUAGGAAGGAUUCUGGUUCACAUCCUUGCUAGUCCUGACUUUAAGCCCUGCUGGGACCGAAGACGGUUGAACUUAUCAUCACAUAUAUACACACACACACGUGUGUGUCAACACGCACCUGACUAAACAUAAACCUGGUUGAGUGACUUGGGAUAGUGGUAAAGUAAUCUCAGAGAGUGAGAGGGGGAGCUGCACAGAAAGUGGGAAAUAAGAGAGGUACAGUUAGUUUUGUCCUACGCGGAUUAGCAAAGUGUGACUGGUUGAGUUCGGAGAAGAAAGACAUCGUAAGUUAGGCAGAGUGUAAUGGAUAGGUUCGCAGUAUGAAUACAUCCCAAUCGCUACCUAUUAAGUUAAAUGCAAUAAUGGCAAAGAGUAGAAAACUGUCCCUUGUAACUGUGGCCUUAAUCCCCAAACACAUUUAAAUAUUGACUUUGUACAUAGAUAUUUCUUCACUGGGUUAUGAUUCCAUGUUUUGCAUAUUUAUGUCCCUUUUGAGUCUGGUGACAUUGUGAUUUAAGUUGUCCAUCCAUACAGAUUUAUUAUACAGAUUUAUUCUCCACUUCUGGGAUGUAAACCAGUGGAUCUGCCACAUAAAGGAGCAUUGUCCUGGUGUUGACCACCAUUCACAGUGUAAAACUUAAGAGAUGAUGCUGCUGUAAAUCACAUUCUGGUUCUGGGUGUUGCAGGGUGUUUUUUUCUUUUGUUUUAUUUUAACGCAAGAAUGAAAUAAGAAACCCAAAUUGACACAUGAAAUAACUUCACUGAGAGCUGAAAUGAGCCCUUUAAAAUCUGCUUAUAUCCUAAAACAAUAACUCUGGUUUAUUGCAAUAGUAUUUAUGGAAGGUUUCAGUCCCUGAGGGGAUGCAGCCUCCCCACUUCUCCCAGUUGUUUACACGGAUGGUGCCCAGUACACAGAUGAACAGGUUGUUAGUGAAGUCAUGUCCUAUUAAAUAUCUCCACUCAUGACAUUUAGCCGUCACCUCUCAAAUCACCAGUGUUUUGGGGUUCUUUCUUUCUGUGGUCUGUUUUUGUAUGCGUAUAUUUAAUAAAACAAAUGUUCUUUAUGGACCUGUAUUCAGCCAUCAGAUUUUGAUGUUGUUUCACUGUAAUUAUUAUUAAAGGUUGUUAAACAACAUGUAGUUAAAGGAAUAUAAAAAGUGCAAUUGCAGGGUUGUUGAUGGUAUCCUACUUACCACGCAGGAGUAAUCCUGUGGUUUAUUAAGCUCUUCUCUAUGACUGCCCUGCCCCCCUUUCUAUUUUAUUGUAUAUAUGUUAAUGUGAGGUAAAUGCUUUCACGUAAUGCUCCGUCACUAGAGUAUGCUUGUGGUGACCCACUCUUCGUGCACAUGCACUCUAACCUGUAAACAUGAGGAACACUUUAGUGCCUUGCAUCCUCACUAAUGACAAGUUCCAGAUUCAUCUAGUCCUGUAGCUGUGACUGUACUGCAGAAACCCAAUGAACUAAACCUGAACAAGACGUUAACACACAACAGGCGGCUGCAUAACUGUUGCACGGCCAGCUCAGCGUAUAUGUAACACUGAAACAUUAGAGACGCCACACAGGACUGCGGAACAAAGAGCACACUGGGUAAUUUGGAAGCGUUUCUGUUCUCUCAUCAGUUCUAUUUGUGAUGGUUGUUUAUUCAGCUGUGUGUUUAUAUUUGGCUGUUUUAUUAUUUGGUUUCUGUGGAUUUAUCAUUAAAGCCUUUGGUUAUUAUGCAUCCCACUGCUGUUCUUGGCAAGACCCGCCCUACUUAGCAUUCAAGCGCUAGAAUUGGCCAGGCGUCCAUGAUCGCCGAGUUACCGGUAACGCCGAUGUGUUCAGGUCCUAUCCCCUGACCAAUAGGCUAUCCAGAUCCGUACUACUCAAGGCCGAUGCCUGACAUUAACUUAUCGUCUCUGACUCGACCAGCUACGCAGGGCGGACCUUUCCAAGAAAUGGGGUGUGAUUCAUAAUGACACUUCAUAGACGCGCUUGUUCAGGCAGCGAGUGAGCUGCAUAAAGGUUUAAACGCUGUCAUGCUGGCUCAACUUUUGUUUCACCACCUCACACGAGUGCCAUGCUGUCAUCGUGACUCUUUCGCCUGCUCGUAGAUUGGAUGAAUAGUUAAAAGUUCUCUAGAGAAAAAAUAAGUUACUGCAAUGCAGAAUAUGCAAUGUUUGAAGGGACUGAGGGGUAACUGAAACAUUUGCAUGCUGAUGAGGGUUGUUACCUACUUCAAUGUUUUUGAUAUAUUGGAAUAUUAGAGAUCCUAUUUUUUUUUUUUAUUCUUUGCCUUCCUGAGAGUGAUCAUUAGUGUUGAUCCGUUUAAUUGUCAUUCACCAAUAUCACAACUUCAAUAUCAAACUAUCAGCUUAUGAUUUCUGCAUGCCAGCUUCACAGGUGUUUAAUCUUACAAUGACAACCAAGUCACAACUGGCUACUGUACAGCACAAGGUCACGUCAAAGCUUUUAGGUCCAUAUGCUACUUUGCUUUCAUCAGUAAUUAUCACAGCCCUCUACAAUACUGUUUGAGGCUACUGACGUGCAGUCGUAUCUGUGGAGCUCUUAUUUCUGAUCCCUCCUUACUGACCUGUGAUUCAGUGUCUGUUUUGUGUAUGUUUUUCACAUUGUACAAAAUGUAAAAACAAAUAAAAAUAUCAAUUAAAGCACUUGUCUUGCUUAUUGAGUGAUCUUUUUAAUAACCAAAAUUGACUAAUUUGUCUCUAAUGCUUAAACUAAAAUUUUUCAUCUUUUAUUUUAAGGCCUUGAAAAUGUAAGGCCUAUAAGAAACUUAACUCUGACUUACUUAACAUCAAAUGUAAUAUAUGAUAAAAAUAAGCACCUAUCAAAGAUCAUAAAAC